AUGGAGAUCGACUGGGAGCCACCUCUUCCAGCCGGGUACAAUGACCUCCACCGUUCUUUUCUUCAAAACUUCAUGGCACAAGGCACCCUCACGCUGAAACAAGGCAAGAAACUGCUGGCCGACCUCAAGUCAAAGACCACCUUUGAGCCCGUUGACCCGGACACCAUCACUCUGGACCAGUUUACAGAUGCCAUCCGAACUGCGAGAGAGGCCGUGGAGCCAUUGGACUAUGACAUCCGCUAUAUGCGCGAUCAAGUCCGAGACGAGCGUGUCUGGGUUUUUUACAACACCCAGAGCGACCCAGCCAGCCAGAUGGCCACUGUCCAUUCGGCCGAAGAGGUAGCAUACAUCAAGAGGCUGCUCGACGCCAUGUUUGAGACGUACAACACGCCCCGCAUGGAGGUCAUGGCUGUGGAUGAGGGACAGGCACUAAAAGUAUCACGCCCCUCUCGGCAAAGUAUGGGGAAUGGACAUGUCAACGGCGCCAAUGGUGAGGAUGCGGAAGGCAGUCAGUCAGCCACUCGGGGACUCAAACACUCCGAAGUGCUCGCGCUACUAUCGAACCUGGUAGCCGAGGGGUGGUUGGAGAAGAGCAGGGACGGGUUUUACAGCCUGGGCACGAGAGCCCUGGUUGAGCUGUGGUCCUGGCUUGUUGCCACCUACAACGACGAAGAAGAAGAGUGGCAGCAUAUCAAGUUCUGCGAGGCGUGCAAGGAGAUCGUGACGCACGGACAGCGGUGUAACAAUGUAGACUGCACAAUUCGCCUGCACGAUGUUUGCGAGGGCAAUUUUUGGAGGACCAGGCCGGACCGGAAGUGUCCGAAGUGCCAGACGGAGUGGGAUGGAUCUCAGUUUGUGGGGGAAAGGGCCAUCACAUCCAGGUCGGCAUUCCAAAGAUCAAGAGCCGGGAGACGCGGGAGACGUAGCGAGGUCGCCGAAGAUGCAGGCGAGGAAGAGGCUGAAGACUAA
Molecule: messenger RNA, 969 nt
Organism: Podospora pseudopauciseta
Lineage: Eukaryota; Fungi; Ascomycota; Sordariomycetes; Sordariales; Podosporaceae
Exons: 1
Coding region: 1-969 (322 amino acids)
Biological process (GO): double-strand break repair via homologous recombination
Cellular component (GO): nucleus; Smc5-Smc6 complex
Molecular function (GO): ubiquitin-protein transferase activity
Source: RefSeq, a predicted model, not a curated record